AUGGAAGACGAUAGUCGUGGGGAUGAGAAUAGAAGGGAACCUAUGAAAAAUGAUGCAAAUCAAAUAAUAGAAGAAACAGAGAUUGUAGAAGAGGAGAAUGAAACUAAAGGGUAUGAGGAAGCAGAUCCAUAUGAAACAGUUGAAGGCCACACAAAAAAAGGCGAAGAAAGAAAAAGAAAAAAAUACAAACUGUCCAAGGAAGUGAGAGCUGAAACUAAGAAAAACAAGGUAAUCUCGCUUCAUAAGGUCAGAGAAGGCUGUAUAAACUGUAAGCUCAAAUGUCGGACAUUCUUUACCGAGGAGGAGAGAAACACCACAAACCACGAAUUUUGGAAGUUGGACUGGAAGGGAAAACGAACAUUUGUGAUGAACUCGACAGAGAAUAGAACACCAAAGAGAAAAGUAGAAGGUUCAAAGAAAAACAAGACAUUCACAUAUUUUCUGAAGGAUUCUAGUGGUACAACAAGACGUGUCUGUAAAAUAUUUUUCCUAACAACAUUGGGAUAUAAAAAAACGAAUGACUGGAUAAUCCAUUCGGUGUGGGCAAAUGCUAAUAGCAAAAAUCAGUUACAAAAUGAUUUAGACCGCCGAGGUAGGCAUCCUCCUCCAAACAAGUUGUCUAAUAAGAUUAUAGAAAGCCAUAUUGACUCAUUUAAUCCAUCUGUAUCUCACUAUAGAAGAGUCCAUGCUCCUAAUCGUCUAUAUUUGCCGAGUGACUUGAAUGUCACCCUUAUGUUUGAAGACUUUAAAAAAAGAUAUCCCGAUUACAUUUGCUCCUAUGAAAAAUAUAGAAAAAUCCUCAAGGCGAAAAAUAUAUCUUUCGCAAAAUUAGGAAAUGAGGAAUGUGAACUCUGUGAGUCGUACCAUAUGCAUAAUUCCGAACAUAAAGCUGAGUCCUUAAGUGAUGAUUGCGAGGUAUGCUGCAGCUGGAAGGAUCACAUUAUGAAAGCAAAAGAAUCUCGUGAGAGAUACUCACUAAAUAAGGAAAACUGCAACAAAGACAAAGGAAAUUUGUGCUUUUCUGUUGAUCUUCAAAAAGUAAUAAUGUUGCCUAGACUUGAAAUGUUUAAAAAAGCGAUCUUUGCUUCUCGCCUAAUAGUUUACAAUGAAAGUUUUGUGCCAGUUGGUAAAAUUAGAGAUUUUCCUCCAUUUGCCGUAUUGUGGCAUGAAGGCAUCAGCGAACGACACCAAGAAGAUAUUAUUAGUGCCUUCAACGCAUUUCUUCUUCACCACAGGGAUGUCCGCAAUAUCACUCUAUGGUUGGACAAUUGUUCUAGCCAGAAUAAAAACUGGGCAUUAUUCACCUUUCUUGUUUAUAUUGUGAACUCAACAAGUAUAUCCGCUGAGACCAUUCACUUGAACUAUUUUGAACCAGGUCAUACAUUUAUGUCGGCGGAUUCGUUCCACCACCAAGUAGAAGAAUCACUAAAGCGUCAAGUCAAAACAUAUGAUUUUGCAGACUUUGAGAAGGCAGUACAGUCCAGCAAUAAGGGAAAGGUACAAAUCAAAUCCAUGAAACUGAAUGAUUUUCAAUUGUGGAAAAGUCUCCAUUCAGUUAGUAAAAUUAAGAAACAGGAUCCCAGUUUUACUAUGAGUAAAAUAACGGAAUUAAUGGUAAAGAGGACUGAAUUUGUGAUGUACUACAAACGCAAUUUUGAGGAAGAAUGGAAGAAACUAGAUUUUUUGCUAAAAAAACAUAUUAGUGAAAUGCCAACAGCCCCACUAAAAACGGCACCAAAUGGCUUUGAGCGUCAAAAAGUUGAAAACCUGCUUAAAGCGGUUGGUUCCAUUAUGCCAGGUAACAGGAAAGAAUUUUGGGAGAAACUUCCAGAAAAAGUUAUCUAG
Acanthoscelides obtectus is the source of this 1845-nucleotide messenger RNA. NCBI's taxonomy places the organism in Eukaryota, Metazoa, Arthropoda, Insecta, Coleoptera, Chrysomelidae. The record is from the annotation of a GenBank genome assembly.